This is a messenger RNA of Haliotis rubra (blacklip abalone), 1127 nucleotides long. RefSeq names its product 17-beta-hydroxysteroid dehydrogenase 13-like. The transcript has 6 exons. Bases 54 to 953 code for a protein of 299 amino acids. The record is from RefSeq and is a predicted model, not a curated record. Gene Ontology annotation, cellular component: lipid droplet. NCBI's taxonomy places the organism in Eukaryota, Metazoa, Mollusca, Gastropoda, Lepetellida, Haliotidae. Gene Ontology annotation, molecular function: oxidoreductase activity, acting on the CH-OH group of donors, NAD or NADP as acceptor.
GCGCACCUCAACAGUGGUACCAGUCAAAACGUGUGGCCGUUGACCCGAAAAUAAUGAAAGCGUCAAUAGGAGAAACACUUUCGCUGUUGCUGAAAAUUAUCUAUCUUUAUUUGGAAUCUUUUUAUCGACUGAUCGUGCCACCCGCCAGACAAGAUGUCCGCGGGAAGAAAGUACUGAUCACAGGUGCAGGGCACGGCAUUGGCCGGGAACUGUCACUGGAGUUUGCCCGCCUCGGAGCGUCGCUCAUACUGUGGGAUAUCAAUAAGGAGAACAAUGAAGGAACAGCUGAUGAAGUCCGUCAUAUUGGUGCCACAGUCCACACCUACAUCUGUGACGUCACCUCCACCGACGACGUACAUACCAUUGCUGACCGUGUGAGGAGGGAGGUGGGCAACGUGGACAUCUUGGUCAACAACGCUGGCAUCCUGUACGGUGGACCGGUUCUCGACAUGCAGGAGAAGCAUAUCCGUCGCACAUUUGAAGUGAACACCUUGGCUCAUUUCUGGACUGUUCGUGAGUUUCUGCCUUCCAUGCUUGAGGCCAACAAUGGAGUCAUCAUGAACAUUGCUUCAUCAUCAGCAAAGUCUGGAACAGCAUUCUUGGUUGAUUACAGCUCGUCCAAGUAUGCUGUAUUCGGCUUCACAGAGGCCCUGAGGGAGGAGAUUGAUCGACUGGGGAAGCCGGGGGUGCAGACCACUGUGGUCUGUCCAUUUUUUGUUGACACAGGACUAUGUAAAUACCCAAAGAGCAGGUUUGACCCAAUUUUGACCCCCAAGGAGACAGCCAUUACAGCCAUUGAUGGGAUGUUGCGAGGGGAGAAGGAGGUGUAUGUGCCACGAAGGAUGUGGCUACAGCUGAGGACUGCCGCUCUUUUCCCAGAGAAAGCCCUCCCUCUGCUGAAGAAAUUCCACCAGUAUGGAAUCGACCCUCAGUACAACUCAAAGAGUGACUGAUACAACAUGCUCCAGUUGUUUUCUUUGAUUACAUGUACUUUUUCUACAUGUUUAAAAAAACUUGGCCGAAAUUGAGUAUUGAUUUUUUAUACCAAUAUAUAUUGUUAUCCAUUUACAAGUAUAUCCGAUAUUUUACAAUGUCAGAAUGACAAUAAAGCGAUUUUUAAAACGUAA